AUGCACUCGCGUCGACCCGAGACCUUGAAGAUUGACAUCUCCAAGUAUAGGGGAGUCGAAGAGGACUCCCUCUUGAGAUGGCUCGUCGAAUUAGACGACGCCAUAAGGGCGCGUCGCAUCGACGAUGGGGAAAUGCGAGUUGCAUUUGCCCAAUCAAAUCUGGCAGGACGUGCCAAGACUUGGGCUUUGGGACUCAAGUUGCACGACCCAUAUGCGUUUGGGUUAUUGGGAGUCUUCAAGUCGCGGCUCAGACAAACGUUUGAACCGCCUAGAGCUGAGUUCAGGGCUCGAACCGAACUCUUGAAGCUCAAACAGGGUAAGCGUGAUGUUCACGCUUACGCACAACAUAUACGACAUCUCACGAGUUGUAUAAGUUCCAAUCCGGUGGAUGAACACACGUUGGUUUCGGUGUUCAUGCAGGGUCUUGCGGAUGGUCCCCUCAAGACUUACCUGUUCCGGCUUGAACUAGAUUCACUAGAACAAGCCAUUUCCAUUGCGGAGCAGGAAGACUUCAGUCUGAGACAGGCUCGCGCCAGCUCGACAUCAUAUCGUCAACCGAGACGAUAUGACAACGGAGGUCCAGAGCCGAUGGAACUCUGUUAUGUAGAGAGCGAGAAGGCUCGCUCUACAGACUACAAGAAGUUGCAGAAAUGCAACAGAUGUCAAAAGACAGGACACUAUGCUUACGAGUGUAGUGCCCCUCGUCCAGUGUCUCGCAACACUGGGCGUAAUGACCGUCCACCCAUGAGAAAGGGGCAGGGACGCGGGUCCGCUGUUGGUGCAAAGACGCAACAACGGGAUGGACCGUCAAAAAACGGACAGGAUCAGUAG
Molecule: messenger RNA, 831 nt
Organism: Peronospora matthiolae
Lineage: Eukaryota; Oomycota; Peronosporomycetes; Peronosporales; Peronosporaceae
Source: the annotation of a GenBank genome assembly